AUGCUUCCCGGACAACCUGUGACUGGCGAGCCCAAGGUGCGCGAGAGCACGUUUUUGCGCAUUGAUCCCAAGGAUGUGCUCACUGAGGAGCCGGAACAACAAAACAAAAUUCUUCGUGGGGAGCUGCGACGGGCGAUGAGCUUGCAAGGCACGCAGGUAGUUCCGACGUCCGGUUUUUUUGUGGCCAAGAACGGUGAGGUGGCGCCGAAGGACGUGCAUGCAAAGCCGGGCGAACGUCUGCUUGUGCACCUACACGGCGGGGCAUACUGGCUGGGCUCGGCGCAGGAACACUAUCCGUCUGCCAAGUUCUGCCGCUCGUUACUCGACCAACUCCAAGAUGAUGAGCGCAUGCCUCGUCGUGCGUUUCUGGUCGAGUACCGCCUCGCGAAGCACACCCGCUUCCAACAGGGCAGCUACCCCGCCGCUCUUCUCGACACGCUGAUUGCCUACUUGUACUUGGUGCGCUCGUGCGGCUUCCGUCCCGAGAAUAUCAUUUUAUCCGGCGACAGCUCUGGAGGCAAUUUGGCACUGGCCCUGUGCCGCUACUUACGCGACGAAAAGAUCGAGGCGAUGCCGCGCUCACUGAUGCUUCUAUCGCCUUGGUGCGAUGUGUCACGCUCACACAGCGGUCCACUCAAGUCUCCCAACCCUUUUUCUACGACGGUACUAAACCGGGAGUGCGACAUUAUUGAUGCAUCACAGCUGUACCGUAAUUCGGCGGUGUGUCCGCUGCUGGGCCGCCUCCCCGCCAGUGAAGCGUACACGAACCCUUACCUAUCGCCCGUAUCCCUGCAACUCGAUCCUCAAAAUCACGCGAGCAUGCCGCACUGGGGCUUUGAGGGCUUCCCACCACGCACUUUCAUUUGCACGGGCAGCGCGGAGCUGAACGGUGAGCAACACGUGACACUCGCCUACCGUAUGGCCGAAGGAACACUUCGUGGGCGGCCAGUGUACUCCGGCGACUCGCUCAUGGGCGACGAGGAAGCACAGGGCUGCACCUGGCGCGAAAAAUACCCCCGGUCGAGCGAGUGGCUGGCGUUACACGACGAAGUUGUGCGGAGCUCGCCCUCACCGCCUCAGGCCGUGUCGCCGCUCGAGGAUCGCGAGGUGGUGCUCGAUGGGGCUACCGACGGCAUUCAUAUCUACCCCAUACUCUCAUGGUUUGAGCCGGAGCGCAGCCAGGCGCUGGGCCGCAUGGCUGCGUGGAUGAAAGCGGCAGCCGACUAA
Malassezia sympodialis ATCC 42132 is the source of this 1227-nucleotide messenger RNA. RefSeq names its product steryl deacetylase (gene SAY1). NCBI's taxonomy places the organism in Eukaryota, Fungi, Basidiomycota, Malasseziomycetes, Malasseziales, Malasseziaceae. Gene Ontology annotation, molecular function: hydrolase activity. The record is from RefSeq and is a predicted model, not a curated record.